Rhodamnia argentea is the source of this 3377-nucleotide messenger RNA. RefSeq names its product protein argonaute 5. The transcript is spliced from 22 exons. The coding region runs from base 102 to 3113 and encodes 1003 amino acids. The record is from RefSeq and is a predicted model, not a curated record. Gene Ontology annotation, biological process: regulatory ncRNA-mediated post-transcriptional gene silencing. Gene Ontology annotation, cellular component: cytoplasm. Lineage: Eukaryota; Viridiplantae; Streptophyta; Magnoliopsida; Myrtales; Myrtaceae. Gene Ontology annotation, molecular function: protein binding; RNA binding.
UUCCUUUUUCUAUUUGUAUCUCUCCCACACUCAUCGCUCUGGCUCUCGCACAGUCGCUUCCCUCUUCAUCGCAUUCCUCUAUUUGGUCUUGAUUUCCGCCAAUGUCGCGCCGUGGUGGUGGCGGCGGCGACCGUGGCCGCGGCCGCGGCCGCGCGGGAGGCAGGAGAUCGGACUCUCGCGGCGAUCAGCCGGCCCCGUCCUUUCAGCGCGGUGGAGGAGGCGGCGGUAGAGGCAGGGGUUAUGCCGCCGCUGUCGGCGGUUCUGGGUACCGUCCGCCUCCACAGACGGCUCCCGCUCCGGCUCCCGCUCCGGCUCCCGCUCUGGCUCCUUCACCGGCUCGGCCGACUGACGCUUCGUCUUCCAUAGCGCCUGCUGCCGUUGCGGCUUCUCCCGGAGCAUCUGGUUCGGCGGCUUCCCCUGUCGCACCGGCUUUGGACGUUUCUCUGAGCGGCGAGUUCGAGCAGCGGCUCACAUUGCAGGCUCCUUCGCCGCCGCCCCUCUCGUCGAAGGGGACCAGACAUCCGCCGAGGCCUGGCUUCGGAACGGUCGGCAGAAAGUGCGUGGUCCGAGCGAACCAUUUUUUAGUUGAAGUAGCGGACAAGGACUUUCACCACUACGACGUAUCAAUUGAUCCUGUGGUUCCUUCCAAGAAAACCAAUAGGGAGAUAUUAGGUGUUCUAAUCAAACAAUAUGGGGAGUCUCAUUUGGGUAAGAGGAGGCCUGCGUAUGAUGGUGCAAAAAGUCUCUACACAGCAGGACCACUACCCUUCAACAACAAGGUGUUUUCAGUUAAAUUGGUAGAAAAUGAAGAAGCUGCUGGUAGUUCUUCUCAAUCGAGAAGGAAGGAACGUGAAUUCAAAGUGACUAUAUCGUUGGUUGCUAGGACCGAUCUUCAUCAUCUUCUGCAAUUUAUUCAGGGUAGACAAUUGGAUUGCCCGCAAGAGACUAUACAAGUUCUCGAUGUGGUCCUUAGAGCCUCUCCAUCUGAAAAGUAUACUGUUGUUGGACGAUCAUUUUUCUCACGUGACUUAGGGCUCAAAGGAGAUCUUGGUGAUGGAUUAGAAUACUGGAGAGGAUAUUACCAGUCUCUAAGACCUACACAGUUUGGGCUCUCACUCAAUAUAGACGUGUCGGCUAGAGCUUUUUACGAUCCAAUUCUUGUUACCGAGUUUGUUGCUAAACACUUUAACCGUCUAGAUAUGUCGAGGCCAUUGUCUGAUCAGGACCGUGCUAAGGUGAAGAAGGCUUUGAAAGGAAUUAGGGUGGAAAUCGCUCAUACAGGAUAUCGAAGAACUUACAAGAUAACUGGAUUGUCCAAUAAGCCAAUGAGCAAAACCACGUUUAUGCUUGAUGACCGCCAAACAGAGAUUUCAGUUUUCAAUUAUUUCCAAGAGAAAUACGAGAUCGUUCUGCGAUAUGGAUCAAUGCCCACACUACUAGCUGGAAGUGACACGAAACCUGUCUACUUACCUAUGGAGCUUUGUAAGAUUGUUGAUGGCCAGAGGUACACUAAGAGAUUGAAUGAACGGCAAGUAACUGCUCUAUUAAGAGCGACCUGCCAACGCCCUUAUGACAGGGAAAGGAGUAUCAGGCAGAUGGUUGAUGAGAAUAAGUAUGAUGAAGAACUCCUUCUAACAAAAGAAUUUGGAAUGUCAGUGAGAAAGGAACUUGCUUCCAUUGAGGCUCGUGUUUUGCCACCACCAAUGCUUAAAUAUCAUGAAAGUAGUCGAGAUGCAACGGUUGGUCCGUUGAUGGGACAGUGGAAUAUGAUUAACAAGAAAAUGGUCAAUGGAGGUAGAGUGGAUACCUGGAUGUGUGUAAACUUCUCAAGGUGGAAUCCAAAUAUUACUCAUCAAUUUUGUGACGAAUUGGUCAAGAUGUGUAGUAGUAAAGGGAUGGCUUUUAACCCACAACCAGUACUUCCUAUACGUGAUGGUCAACCCCACCAGAUUGAAAGAGUCCUUGCGGACAUUAAUAGAGAAUCUCGAGCAAAACUUGCAAACAUGAAUCUACCUCGAAAAGAACUUCAGCUGUUGGUAAUUAUCUUACCAGACAUGACUGGAUCUUAUGGGAAGAUUAAGAGAAUAUGCGAAACUGAACUGGGAAUUGUCUCACAGUGUUGCCAACCUAGACAAGCUGCAAAAAUGAGCAAGCAAUAUUUUGAAAAUCUUGCACUGAAGAUUAAUGUCAAGGUUGGUGGAAGGAAUACUGUUCUGAAUGACGCCAUCCUGAGAAGAAUCCCUCUCGUCACUGACAUGCCAACCAUAAUCUUUGGGGCAGACGUAACACACCCACCUCCUGGAGAUGAUGCUAAUCCUUCCAUAGCAGCUGUGGUAGCUUCCAUGGAUUGGCCAGAGGUGACGAAAUAUAGAGGUCUUGUUUCUGCUCAAACUCACCGACAGGAAAUAAUUAAAGAUUUGCACAUCCCCAAACAGACCCCGGAUGGGAAACCUGGAGGAAUGAUUCGGGAAUUGCUUAUUGCCUUCAGAAGAUCUACUGGGCAUAAACCUUAUAGGAUAAUAUUUUAUAGGGAUGGGGUCAGUGAAGGUCAAUUCUCUCAAGUGCUUCUUUAUGAAAUGAUUGCGAUUCGCGAGGCUUGUGAUGCACUUGAAAAGGAUUAUAUGCCACGAGUUACCUUCAUUGUGGUGCAAAAGAGGCACCACACACGCCUCUUUCCUCAGGAUUAUAACAGACGCGAUUCAAUGGACAAGAGCGGCAAUAUACUACCUGGUACUGUCGUUGAUACUCACAUCUGCCACCCCACUGAAUUCGAUUUUUACCUCAAUAGCCAUGCUGGGAUUCAGGGUACUAGUCGGCCAUCACACUACCAUGUGUUGCUCGAUGAGUACAACUUCACUGCCGAUGCUCUACAGGUCCUAACUAAUAAUUUGUGCUACACGUACGCUCGAUGCACGCGCUCGGUCUCAAUAGUGCCUCCUGCUUAUUAUGCCCAUUUAGCGGCCUUUCGAGCGAGGUAUUACGUAGAGGGGGAUGGGUCGGAUACUGGGUCAUCAUCGGGAGGAGGAAGGGGCACCAGGGAGGGGACUGCUGUGGAGAUCCGGGCACUUCCUACUAUCAAAGAUAAUGUCAAAGACGUGAUGUUUUAUUGCUGAUGCGUUGGGCACCAAGGAAGGGACUUUCCCUUUUUUUGUUUGGAAAUAUACUUGGCACUUGCUCACUUCAGGCGACAUACAUUUUGGGUUUUUGAUUCAUGUGAAAACAAACAUUAGACUCAGUUAUGAACUGGUGUGGGACAUCUUAGGCAACCGUCUGAUUUUGCGUUAGAAACCGUUUAAUGUUCGUUUAUCAUUUCUGGUGCGAAUGUUGAUAUUGAAAGGGCCUCCCGAUGAGGUAUUUACUUGAUUGUGCAGAAGAAA